Jatropha curcas is the source of this 1948-nucleotide messenger RNA. Lineage: Eukaryota; Viridiplantae; Streptophyta; Magnoliopsida; Malpighiales; Euphorbiaceae. The record is from RefSeq and is a predicted model, not a curated record.
GUAUUUUCUUUCAAUUUCUUUUUGGGCUAUUGACGCGGAAAUCUGUUACACUGCAGGAACACUAUUCGCCACAAACGAAUAGCAGUCUCGCAAUUUCAAAUUCCAAAUUUAUUUCUCUCUUUCACAGAUCGGAAUGAGGUUGAGCGGAAGGACAAAACUGUCGAAAGAAACUUCAUUGAAUCUCAUAGUAGUCGAUCAACGAUCAGAAAUUAUUUCUUCCCUUAUUCUGAAGUUGCGAUCAUGGUCGAAUACAUGUAUUCGAAAAUCUGUUUCAUUUUUCUCACCGAUUUUGGUAAACGUCAACGUUUUUGUCACAAGAAUCAUACCGACCAAAUUGUGGAGGAAAAAAAAUCAUCAGGUUAACGAUGUAGCCGCCUGUGAUCGAAUAACAUUCGAAGGGGAUACAGAUUUAGAAGACGAUAUAGAAAAAGAAUUAAUGUCACAUGGUGUUGGUGGAUUGGCUAAAAGUUUCGAUUUUAUCAUGGACAAGGUGUUUGAUACUUCAUUGCGAAGCGCUGGGCAAUUUACACGGUUAAAGAUCAAUAAUGUUAAAGGGAUGCUUCUCUAUGGGCCACCUGGAACUGGGAAAACAUUAUUGGCAAAAGCACUUGCAAAGAUGCUACACGCUAAGGUUGUUAUGGGGCCUAUGUUGAUGUCAAGCUACGUAGAUGAAUCAAAACACAGUUUGAGAAAGCUAUUUGAUGAUGCUACAAAUGAUUAUAAAAAAUAUGGAGAUCAAAGUCCUCUCCACAUGAUCAUUUUUGAUGAAAUUGAUUCCUUCACUCAGGGCUCUGGGAUAGUUCAUCAAUUGUUCGGAAUGAUUGAUGACGUCAAUGCAUGUAAUAAUAUCUUUAUUAUUGGAACAACGAGUAGGAUGGAUUUAGUCGAUGAGUCACUCUUGAGACCUGGCAGACUGGAUCUCCGCAUUGAAAUCGGGAUUCCUAAUGAGAAAGGUCGUGUAAACAUAUUAAAGAUUCACACACAAAGGAUGAACCAUUGUGGUUUACUCCAUUCAGAUGUGAACCUUGAACAAAUAGGCAAGUCAUUUUGCCUUGGAUUUUUGUUACUUACAGCGAAAGUCCAUUUUGCCUUGGAUUUUUGUUACUUACAGCGACUGGAUGAAUUCUUCAAGAUUCACACACAAAGGAUGAACCAUUGUGGUUUACUCCAUUCAGAUGUGAACCUUGAACAAAUAGCUUCCAUGACUGUUGGUUGGACCGGGGCUGAGCUUGCCAGUGCUGUUAACUCUGCUCUCUCCCAUGCUAUUGUCCGUGCAGAUCCUAAUAUGCUAGGGCAAGUAAAUAAAAAGCAGAUUAGAGUAAAACAAGCAGACUUUCUUCAUGGUGUUCGAGAUGCUAUCAUGGAGGUCGAACCUAGAUCAAGUAGGCGGAUGAUCAACAUCUUUAUCACCGGACUAUCACCUUGGGUGCUAACUACUUCAAACAUUUGUUCUUUCAAAGCCUCUAGUACUGCUGGUUCUAGAUUUACUUCAUUAUUGGAGUUUGAUUUUGAAAAGGAUGUGAAUCCCACUGAUUCCGUGGCCCAGAAUGUAUCUAUGCAUAUAAGGUCCCAUCUACUCCCAGAUCACAACCCAUUAUUGCAUCAGGCUCUAUUUAUAAACCCAAAAGCCCUAAAAAAAGCUCCAUUCAAUCAAUCCUUCACUAAGCCUGUUGCUGGGCUUGUCCUUUAUCAGCCCGCUUCCUCCUCUAACAGCAAGGUAAAUAAACUUUCCAUAGCCCAACCCGAUAAUUCCAUGAGCUCUGGCACAGUGGUGGUUGACAAGAAAGGUAUGAGCACGAUGGAGACUCAGGAUAUGAGUAAUGCUAUUCAAAUUCUAGAUCCAGAUGCAGUUAUGUGCAUAGUUGGGAGUGGUGCAAAUUGUUCAAACCCAUACGUGGUAUUUUCAAUCGAUGAUGUUCAUCAUCUCGAUAAAAAGCAUCCCUCCUGA